Molecule: messenger RNA, 1158 nt
Organism: Centropristis striata (black sea bass)
Lineage: Eukaryota; Metazoa; Chordata; Actinopteri; Perciformes; Serranidae
Product: syntaxin-11-like
Exons: 2
Coding region: 190-1089 (299 amino acids)
Biological process (GO): exocytosis; intracellular protein transport; synaptic vesicle fusion to presynaptic active zone membrane
Cellular component (GO): presynaptic active zone membrane; SNARE complex; synaptic vesicle
Molecular function (GO): SNAP receptor activity; SNARE binding
Source: RefSeq, a predicted model, not a curated record
CAGUCGACUUCAUCACUGUAGGAUGGUGCUGCGGCUCCACGGCACCCAACAUUAACGGACAAAGUUUGAUAGGACAGCAGAGCACAACAGGUCAGCCAUCUUUACUGAUGUGUGUUAGAAGAGGAAAGAGAACCAGACAGAGAAAAUCUUCCUUAUAUUCGUAACCGUCACUUGUCCUCCAGCCCAACCAUGAGGGACAGACUGAGCAACCUGCAGGAAAUGUCCAAAAAUGGACACGUGGAGCAGAUGGAGUACGCAGAGUCCACUGUCUCCGAAACCUUCAGCAACGUGGACCUGGAGGAGGAGUUGUCCCAUGAGGCGGUGGUGUUUGACAACAGCCCUGCUCUGGAGGGAGUCUUCACCCAGUCGCAGGACAUCCACAGAGAGGUCCAGCUCAUCCGCCUGGAGGUCAAAAGGCUUCGAGAGCAGAACUCUCGCAUGCUCCAGGGCGUCACCACCAUGAGCACCAUCAAAAGGGACUCCAACGCUAUAGGGGCUGAUAUAAAGUCUCGGGCUGAGGGUGUGCUGGCACGCCUGCAGGACAUGGAGGGCACGGCCCACAAGCUAGAAGAAGAACAUGGCGCCAAUUCUGCAGUCACGCGCAUAGCCAGAACGCAGUACGCUUCCCUCAGCAACACUUUCCGCGACGCCAUGUUUGACUAUAACGAGGCCGAGAUGAGCCAUCGGGGGAACUGUAAAGCUCAGAUCCAGAGGCAGAUGGAGAUAGUGGGACGGGAGGUGACGGGGGAGGAGGUGGAGGAGAUGAUCGAGAAAGGCCAGUGGAACAUCUUUAACGACAACAUCAUGGCCGAAGGCAAAACGGCUCGGUCGGCUCUGUCGCAGAUCGAGAAACGCCACCAGGAGCUGAUCGACCUGGAGACCCGGAUCCAAGGCAUCCAUGAGAUCUUCCUGGACAUUGCCAUGCUGGUGGAGGAGCAGGGCCCCAUGCUCAACGAAAUCCAAACCAACGUGCAGAAAACAGACGAGGGCAUACAGGAAGCCCUGGUCAAACUGGGCAGAGCCAAGCGUCACCACGGCAACAACCCCUUUAAAAAGAUGUUCUGCAGCUGUUUCCCAUGUGUUGACUAAUGACUCUAAUGUACACAGAUGAUGGAGGGAAAUUAUGUAAUGUGCUGUCCAGAUGAAGAGAAGUGCAAC